AUGAGUAUUAAUGGCACCCGUUAUAACGUUGGAGGGAACUAUUCCAUCUCUCAAAAACUAAAAGAUUCUAUCCUUGAAGAAACCACUGGUGGUGAUGGGGAAGAACAUAGCGAUGUUUUACAAGAGAGAAUGAAACAGAGAUCUAUAUAUGACAAGGAGGAUGAAUAUCAUCAAAGAAGACAUAACCUGAAUAAGAAGAGAGAUAUUGAACAAGUGAGUGAUCAAACAAAAGAAACAACCCAAUUAGUAAAGAAGAAAAGGAAAUCUAGAUGGGAUGUACAGACUUAUGUUAUGCCGGAAGAAUCAAAAGACGCAGUUGCUGAAAUGACAGAGAUUGAUAACAUACCGAAUGGUAUGGAUUUGAGAUAUUUUAAACCUUCUGAUAAAAUACAUUUCCAAUUGAUAUUAAAGGAAGAUGAUGAAGAAAAAUUGAGCACAGAUGACCAAAAAAAGUACAAGUACUUAGUCUUAUUAUUAAAAGUAAAAAACGGUAGUACUCAAUCUAGAAGAGAUGCUAUGAAAAAACUAAUUUCAAAAUGUGAAUCCUUUGGACCUAAGAUUAUAUUUGACUGUACUCUUCCAAUAUUAUUAGAUAGAUCAUUAGAGGACCAAGAACGCCAUUUACUCAUAAAGUUUCUAGACAGACUGUUAUUUAAACUGGGGAGUUCAGUGAGGCCAUUUGCUAAAGAUGUGUUAGCUGUGUUGUCACCUCUACUUAUUGAUGAAGACCCAACAGUAAGAGUCACUGGUAGAGAUGUGAUAAGUAACUUAGCAUCCGUAACUGGUUUAGUUACAAUGUUACAAGUUAUUCGCCCAGAUAUGGAAAAUGAGGAUGAGUAUGUACGAAAUAUUGCUGCAAGAUUGUUGGCAAUAAUAUCUCGUCCUCUAGGGGUUAAUAAUGUUAUCCCAUUCAUAGACGCUGCCUGUCAUUCGAGGAACUCAUGGAGAUCUCGUCAUACUGGUAUUAAGAGUAUCGGUCAGAUGUCUAAAUUACUUGGUAUAGCCCAAUUACCAUAUCUGGAUUCGAUGAUGCAGUGUGUUUCUAAUGGGUUGGACGACGAGCACAUUGCUAUUAGGAUGCUUACAGCCAAUACAAUUGCCACUUUGGCCGAAGAUUCUUUCCCCUACGGUAUUGAAUCCUUUAAUAUUAUAUUAGAACCUCUUUGGAAAGGUUUGAAAAAACACCGUGGUAAAAUGUUAGCUGCAUUUAUAAAAUGUUUGGCAUCAAUAUUACCAUUGAUGAACACAGAAUAUGCUGGUUAUUACACUGAAGAAUUGAUGCAUAUAAUAUGUAGAGAAUUUCAUUCACCUGAUGAAGAAAUGAGAAGGGCAAUAUUGAUUGUUUUACAAAAAUGUUGUAAAGUCGAAACAGUUACACCCAGAUAUUUAAGGGAACAGAUUGGACCUAUUUUUUUCAAAAAUUUCUGGAACAGACGUGUUGCCUUAGACAAAAAUUUGAAUAAGAUGGUGACUUACACCACCGUCGUCUUAGCAGAAAAAAUGGGUACCGCUUAUAUCGUAGACGAAUUAUUGAAGCCAUUAAGAGAUGAUUCAGAGCCAUUUAGAGUUAUGGCUAUUCAUGCCGUUGAUAGAGUAGUACAACUAACAGGUACAACUGAAUUAGAUAACAGACUGGAGUCACGUUUACUUGAUGCCCUAUUGAUAGCAUUUCAAGACCAAAAAGAUGGAGAUCCUGUGAUAUUUAGAGGAUUUGGAACGGUCGCUGCAUCGCUAGGUGUGCGUAUGAAACCAUACUUAUCUCCAAUUGUUAGUGCCAUUUUAAACCAAUUGAAACAUAAAGAUAAAAUAAUUCGUCAAAAUGCAGCCGAUCUUUGCUACAUUCUAAUACCUGUUAUUAAAGAAUGUGACGAAAUUGAAAUGAUUAACAAACUUAAUAUUAUUCUUUACGAAUCUCUAGGUGAAAUGUAUCCUGAUGUUUUAGGGUCAAUAAUUAAAGUCAUUAAUGCUAUUAUGUCUGUGAUGGAUUUCAAAAUAUUACAACCACCAGUCAAUCAAAUACUGCCAUCAUUGACGCCAAUUCUUAGAAAUAACCACAAAAAGGUACAACUAAAUACAGUGAAGUUAAUUGGAUGUGUGGCUCGCAAGGGCCCAGAUUAUGUCCCACCAAAGGAAUGGUUGAGAGUAUGUUUUGAGUUAUUGGAGUUGUUGAAAAGUACCAAUAAAAAAACCAGGAUAGCUGCAAAUUCCACUUUUGGUGAAAUUGCAAAAGCAGUGGGUCCUCAAGAUGUAUUAGUUGUCUUAUUGAAUAACCUUAAAGUCCAAGAACGUCAAUUACGUGUCUGCACUGCAGUUGCCAUUGGUAUCGUAGCCAAGGUAUGUGGACCAUACACAGUCUUACCAGCAAUGAUGAAUGAGUAUAAGACUCCAGAGACCAAUGUUCAAAACGGUAUACUGAAGGCAAUGACAUUCAUGUUUGAAUAUAUAGGGUCAAUGUCACAGGACUAUGUAUAUUUUAUUUCGCCAUUGUUAGAGGAUGCAUUAGUAGAUCGAGAUUUAAUCCACCGUCAAACUGCUGCCACAGUGGUAAGAAAUAUUGCUCUAAAUUGUAUUGGUGUAGGUAAUGAAGAUGUGUUCAUCCAUUUGUUAAAUCUUUUGAUACCAAAUGUUUUUGAGACGUCGCCCCACGUUAUUGUCCGUAUACUAGAUGGUUUAGAAGCAUUAAAUUAUGCCAUCGGACCUGGUGUAUUCAUGAACUAUAUAUGGGCAGGGCUAUUCCAUCCAGCUAAGAAUGUGAGAGCAGUCUUUUGGAAGUUGUUCAACAAGGUAUAUGUGGAGAGUGGAGAUACAUUAGUGCCUCAUUAUCCAUUAUUACAAGACACGGAAAACAAGAUAGAGAUAGAGGAACUCGAUUGGAUCUUGUAG
Molecule: messenger RNA, 2883 nt
Organism: Maudiozyma saulgeensis
Lineage: Eukaryota; Fungi; Ascomycota; Saccharomycetes; Saccharomycetales; Saccharomycetaceae
Source: the annotation of a GenBank genome assembly